Prunus armeniaca (apricot) is the source of this 435-nucleotide messenger RNA. Lineage: Eukaryota; Viridiplantae; Streptophyta; Magnoliopsida; Rosales; Rosaceae. The record is from the annotation of a GenBank genome assembly.
AUGGCGGCAGAUCUGGUGCUAGACACAGCCAUCAGAGAUUGGGUUCUCAUCCCUCUCUCGGUGGUCAUGGUUCUCAUAGGUGUCCUCCGAUACUUCGUCUCCAAGCUCAUGCGCUCCAACCAAGUCCCCGAUGCAAAAAUCAUCAAAGAAGGGCAAUUGAUUAUUAGGGCUCGGAAUUUACGUGCUGCUGCUAAUUUCAUACCUCCCAAGUCGUUUCGCGCUCGCCGGUUUUAUUUCAGCAAUGAGGAAAAUGGGUUGUUAAUUGUUCCCAAGGGUCAGGCACAGAAUGCACAAGCGCAAAUGUUCUCUGAUCCCAACAUGGCUAUGGACAUGAUGAAGAAAAAUCUGUCUAUGAUCAUACCCCAGACUCUUACUUUUGCAUGGGUCAACUUUUUCUUUUCUGGAUUUGUAGCAGGUAAGUUUCAAUGCCUCUGA